Sycon ciliatum is the source of this 2711-nucleotide messenger RNA. RefSeq lists its product as uncharacterized. The transcript has a single exon. The record is from RefSeq and is a predicted model, not a curated record. Lineage: Eukaryota; Metazoa; Porifera; Calcarea; Leucosolenida; Sycettidae. Bases 232 to 2358 code for a protein of 708 amino acids.
ACUUCUCCUCGACCCUCAGUCAAUGCCCGGUGGUGGGUACCCGGGUAGAUCCACGCCGGAUGGCGCGGUUCUCACUAGUGACUGGUUCUCACUAGUACAUCUACUGUAGGAGCUCUUCAAAACUCUUCGGAGUAUGAGUAGAGCCUCGUAGAGACAACCAACAGCAUCAGUUACGAGCAGAGCCAGAGAGCGAUUGGCCUACUGGCUCUCUUCGUCGGCUUCACCAGCGGAAUGGCGUCCGUACGCCACUGUCUGUUGGUCUUGGGCAUUCUGUUCGCCCUUGCGCUCUCACCUGUCAACUCCCAGCCUAAUAUUGUGGUGUUCCUCGUCGACGAUUUGGGCUGGAGUGAUGUAGGUUUCAACGGAGCAGAGUACACCACGCCGACCAUUGACGAAGUAGCCGAGGAAUCGCUAAUUCUGAAUCGCUACUAUGUUCCCAGCUCCGGCUCGUCCUCCAGGGCGGCUCUGCUUACCGGCCGCUAUCCGCAUCGUCUCGGUCUAGCGCACACUGACAUAUCGAACGGCUUCGACAUAGCCGUUCCGACCGAGUACGACACGCUGGCGGAUCAGCUGGGCGGUCUCGGAUACGCCACGCAUAUGGUGGGCAAGUGGGACCUGGGCAUGAGUCGCUGGGCAAACACACCCACGUUUCGUGGCUUCGACUCGUUCGUGGGAUUCUACGGGGCGUCCGAGGACCAUUUUAGUCACGCUAGCGUCGGGCAUGUGGGCCUCCUCGGAACAGAAGGUCUGACCCAAUACGCUGGGAUCGACUUGAGAAAUAACACCGAAGCUCUUACGGACAAGGCAGGCAAGUACGGCUCCGAGAUUUUCACCGACAGGGCCGUCGAAGUCAUCCAGGGGCACGACUAUGACCACAAGCCUCUGUUUCUCUACUUCGGAGCUCAAGUCGUGCACACGCCGUUGCAAGCACCCGAGUCGUACGUGUCGCAAUGCUCCGACAUCACCAACAAGAACCGCCAGAUGAUGUGCGCCAUGACCAAGGUUUGUGACGACAAUUUGAAGGACGUGGUGGACGCCCUGAAAGAUGCUGGCCAGUGGAACAACACUGUGCUGCUGUUCAUGACGGAUAACGGCGGUCAAACAUCAGCCGGCAGCAGUAACCAGCCAUUCCGCGCUGGAAAGAUGACCAUGUACGAAGGUGGUGUCCAUGGUCUGGCGUUCAUCUACGGCCCUGUCGUUGGUAUUCCGCAAGGCAACUCUACGGAUGUGCUAGUGCACGCUGUGGACUGGAUGCCAACACUGGUGAAUGGUGUUGGUAUGUACACACCACCUCCACCACCACUGCCAUUGCCAGGUUCUGGAGGCGGUAGUCAGGGAGGAGGCCCUGGUACAGGUGGUGGCGGCAGCGGUGGUGGUGGCGGCAGCGGUGGUGGUGCCGGCGGUGGUGCAGGAGGUGGUGGCGGCAGCGGUGGUGGUGCCGGAGGUGGUGGUGCCGGAGGUGGUGGUGCCGGAGGUGGUGGUGCAGGCGGCGGUGGUGCAGGCGGCGGUGGUGCAGGAGGCGGUGGUGCAGGAGGCGGUGGUGCAGGAGGCGGUGGUGCAGGAGGCGGUGGUGCAGGCGGCGGUGGUGCAGGCGGCGGUGGUGCAGGCGGCGGUGGUGCAGGCGGCGGUGGUGCAGGCGGCGGUGGUGCAGGCGGCGGUGGUGCAGGCGGCGGUGGUGCAGGCGGCGGUGCCGGAGGCGGCGGUGCCGGAGGCGGCGGUGCCGGAGGCGGCGGUGCCGGAGGCGGCGGUGCCGGAGGCGGUGGUGCCGGAGGCGGUGGUGCCGGAGGUGGCGGCGGUGACACCAGCAACGUUGUGGAACUUGGCGGCCAGGAUGCGUCCAUCCAUGACAGCAUUGGUAGCGAUGAUGGCCGUAUGCCGCCCGAUGGAUACAACAUCCUAUCCGUCCUGACCUGCGACGAUCCUCCAAUUCGACGAGAAGCCCUGUUGCAAUUUGACCCACCGUUUCGAAUGGACAACUGGUACCAGGCGAGCUGGCCGGGACAAGCAGCCAUAGUCUAUGGAUACUGGAAGUUGAUCCUUGGUAGUGCCCUCUGUACCUGCACUGAUGACCCAUUGCCGUCAAGUGAAUUGGAACGCUGCGACGAUGGCUGGUUUACCAGCAAUGGCACUCGCACCGAGCCGCCCAAGAAGAAGAGCUGGACGCAGCUGUACCACCUGGGCCGUGAUCCAGCCGAGAGGUACAACGUGGCACGCUUCUUCCCGCGCAUCGUCGACUGGCUGCGCUCCCGAAUAAGGUCGUACGACCACCCACUCAUCAGCCAGUUGCGGCCGGACUUCGAUUCGAUCGCCAACCCGGCAAACUAUGGACAGAUCUGGACACCUUGGUUGGGUCCGUAAACCAGUGCAUCCUCUUCUUAGGCUACACUCAUUCCAAUGCUGAUUCCUACAAGCUAGACUUGGCUGCUUCCUGUGGAGGACUUACAGCUAGAAGCUCUCUGCCCCCACUCUUGCUCCUGGCCGAUUCUUGUUCUUUCUGGAGAGACGUGAAGCUUUCCCUCAAGUUGCGUUUCAACCUAACUGUAGCCUCGAUUACACGCGUUUCCAGGUCCUUGCAAAAUCAUUCACGUACCCUUGCUGUUCAUUGCAGCGUCUUUCAUAUACAUGUAGCAUUAAUGCUCAGAGAGCUCCUCCUCUCCCCUUUGGCAGAUUGUGUUUUGCAGCAGCAGCAUUCCGUGUUCACAAAUAGUUCA